CAUAUGCAGUUCUUUCCAAGAUGUCGAUUCCAUUCUCCAGCACCCAUUACCGAAUUCCACAAGGAUUUGGGAAUCUUCUUGAAGGACUGACACGUGAGAUUCUGAGGGAGCAACCAGAAAAUAUACCAGCUUUUGCCGCAGCAUAUUUUGAAAACCUCCUAGAGAAAAGAGAUAAAACCAACUUUGAUCCAGCAGAAUGGGGGGCUAAGGUAGAUGAUCGCUUCUACAACAACCAUGCAUUCAAGGAGCAAGGAUCACCUGAGAAAUGUGAGCCUGAACAAGGAAAGUCUCAGACUGUGGAAGGGAAAGAGACCCCAGUCACCACCUUAGAAUCUUCUGAAGAAAAUAAGGAAAAAGAGGAGGUUGCUGCUGUCAAAAUCCAAGCUGCCUUCCGGGGACACAUGGCCAGAGAGGAGGCAAAGAAAAUGAAAGCAGAUAAUCUCCAAAAUAAAGAAACAGAGAAAAAUAUGUGAGGAUACAUGGGUUUUACUCCCAGAAAACAUGAAAAAAUAAUCCAAAUCCAUCAACUUUGAUCUUAUUGUCAUUUUCUUUCCUUAGUAAGGGAGAUUUGAUGUUGUGAAAUAGCAUUUGUUGCUGUUGUGAAAAUCUGUCAUGAGCAUUUGUUUAAUAAACAUACCACUGAAACAUACCACUUGAAGAUUUCCCUGAGAUCAUGAAUCUUGUUUAUAAUUGUCCUAAGUCUAUGCAUAGAGACCCUUGAAUUUAGAGUUAUAGAAUGGGAGUAUCUGAGUUUGUGGAGAUCUCAGAGGUUAUGUGGUCUAACCAUUAUCGGAUGAAUAAAUAAUCUCUAUCACAUC
Carlito syrichta (Philippine tarsier) is the source of this 818-nucleotide messenger RNA. It is a transcript of the gene SPA17, whose product is annotated as sperm autoantigenic protein 17. Gene Ontology annotation, molecular function: calmodulin binding. The record is from RefSeq and is a predicted model, not a curated record. Gene Ontology annotation, cellular component: membrane. The transcript is spliced from 4 exons. Gene Ontology annotation, biological process: binding of sperm to zona pellucida. The coding region runs from base 21 to 473 and encodes 150 amino acids. Lineage: Eukaryota; Metazoa; Chordata; Mammalia; Primates; Tarsiidae.